Molecule: messenger RNA, 1032 nt
Organism: Daktulosphaira vitifoliae (grape phylloxera)
Lineage: Eukaryota; Metazoa; Arthropoda; Insecta; Hemiptera; Phylloxeridae
Product: elongation of very long chain fatty acids protein-like
Exons: 7
Coding region: 216-1004 (262 amino acids)
Biological process (GO): sphingolipid biosynthetic process; very long-chain fatty acid biosynthetic process; fatty acid elongation, polyunsaturated fatty acid
Cellular component (GO): endoplasmic reticulum membrane
Molecular function (GO): fatty acid elongase activity
Source: RefSeq, a predicted model, not a curated record
CACAACUUUUUUGAUUGAUUAAUACAGAACAGCCGUGCAAUGUUUUAGUAGUUAGGAAAUUUGAAAUACAGUUAGAAUAGUUUUAAAUUUAGAUGUAGGUUUGAAUUUAUGGUUUUUUUAAAUAUUCUCUUAAUGAUAUGUAAGUAAAUUAUAUACAAGCAAAUAUAUAAUACAGUUCAUUAAUAAAAUAAUUUAAGAUAAGUUCUUAAACAAAAAUGUCGUGGUUUAAAAGUAUUGACGAGUUACUUUAUUCCGAUUAUAGAACGCGAGAUUGGCCUAUGAUGUCAACAACAGCAUAUCCUACAUUAAUAAGUUUAGUCUAUGUAUUUUUUAUCAAGGUUAUAGGUCCAAAAUACAUGACAAAUAAGAAACCAUAUAAGUUAAGGAAAAUCUUGAUGGUUUAUAACAUAGGACAAAUACUUGCCUGUACCUAUUUGAGCAUAUCGUUUUUGAAGACAAACCCUAAAUUUGGAUGUGACCCAUUAGAUCUCUCAAAUGAUCCAAUGUCAAUACAUAUUGCUAGCUUAGUUUGGUGGACAAAACUAUUAAAAUUAACUGAAUACAUUGAAACUGUAUUUUUUGUUUUGAGAAAAAAGCAAAAUCAAAUUUCAGCUCUUCAUAUUUACCACCAUGUGAGUACAUACAUGAUAAUAUGGAUGUCUACUAGAAUAAAUCCAGGUGGCGUAGUACGGAUUCCUGUGAUAUUAAAUUGUUUUGUUCAUAUGAUGAUGUAUUUUUAUUAUUUACUGUCAUCAUUAGGACCUAAGAUCCAAAAGAAAAUUGAGUUUUACAAGAAGUAUAUAACAAUUAUACAAAUGGUACAAUUUUGUAUUAUAAUCGUCAACAGUUUAUUUUUCUUUGCUCCUGACUGCAAUGUACCUAAUAUAUACGGAUAUGUUUUCAUACCUAAUGUGUUCCUGGUGUUUUAUAUGUUUUAUGACUUUUAUAAUAAUGCAUACUCUGAAAAAGGAGCUCAUGAUAUUAAAAACCGCAAGCAAAAAUAAAAUUUUAAAUUUAAAUUAAAAAAAAGAA